AUGAAAUGGUGGCAGUUUUAUCUUUAAAUGGCUUGAGUGCACACAGACGGUGUGUAUGUACAUGUAGGAUGUUACUGUAAUGUCAGCUACAGUGAGGUUAUACACUUAAGGCCGUAUCUGUAAGCGGGACAGCUAACUGACGUUAACGUGAAGAGCUCCGCGGUGUGCUGGUUUGGUGUGUGUGUCUAGUGUGUGCGUGUGUGUGUGUGUGUGUUUGGUUGCCAGCUUGAACAUUUGUUACUGCAAGGCUGGCAUAGAAAUGGCAUCAAUAGCAGCGGCGCAUGAGCCAGGUAUAAGCCCGGGCUCCAUACCGCUGGCGGACGCUUUAGUCCCCGCGAGUAUAUUUGCUCCAGACCGGGGAGGAUGCGGGGACGACGCCGCGGACGAGUGCUUCGACGACGGGGACAUGAUGAAUGGCGAGCCCGAGGACCGUGGGGCUGACUUCACCAACAAGCUGGCACUUGUGAGCCCAAAUGGAGAGCAGUAUGACUCGUUACUUCGCCAGCUACGGGACAGGAUGGAAGAGGGAUGUGGAGAGACCAUCUAUGUGGUUGGCAUGGGCUCAGAUGGUGGUGACUGGGGUCUGGAUGAAAAGGAUAUGGAUGCCUCAGUAGCCACGGUGCACUCCAUGUGUGAGCAAGUGGACGCUGACCUUAUUCCGCUCCGGGAGCGCAAUGAGGCUGCCGGUUUGGUACGUGACUAUCUGAUCCGCCGGCGUGUGGGUGAGCUAGACUUCCUGGAGGUCAGGGUUGCAGUGGUGGGCAACGUAGAUGCCGGUAAAAGUACUCUGCUGGGAGUGUUAACGCACGGAGAGCUGGACAAUGGCAGGGGCUUUGCCCGCCAGAAGCUCUUCAGACACAAACACGAGAUGGAGAGUGGCAGGACCAGCAGUGUGGGCAAUGAUAUCCUGGGCUUUGACCAGGAGGGACAGGUGGUGAACAAACCAGAUAGUCACGGAGGAAGCCUGGACUGGACCAAAAUCUGUGAGAAGUCCUCCAAGGUCAUUACUUUCAUCGACCUGGCUGGCCAUGAGAAAUAUCUCAAGACAACUGUAUUUGGGAUGACUGGACACCUACCAGACUUCUGCAUGCUCAUGGUGGGCAGUAAUGCAGGUAUUGUAGGGAUGACCAAAGAGCACCUGGGCCUGGCCUUAGCCCUGAAUGUGCCUGUGUUUGUAGUGGUAACCAAGAUAGACAUGUGUCCAGCCAACAUCCUGCAAGAGACACUGAAGCUGCUCCAGAGGUUACUGAAGUCGCCCGGCUGUAGGAAGAUCCCUGUCCUGGUGCAGAACAAGGACGACGUCAUAGUCACGGCUUCAAACUUCAGUUCGGAGAGGAUGUGUCCCAUCUUUCAGAUCUCCAAUGUGACUGGAGAGAACAUGGACCUGCUCAAGAUGUUCCUCAACCUGCUUUCCUCCAGGACCUCCUACCGAGACGACCAGCCCGCUGAGUUUCAGAUAGAUGACACCUACUCUGUACCGGGAGUGGGAACAGUAGUAUCAGGAACUACUUUACGUGGACUCAUACGUCUGAAUGACACAAUGCUACUAGGGCCGGAUCCCUUGGGCAGCUUCAUCCCCAUUGCUGUCAAAUCGAUCCACCGCAAGAGAAUGCCUGUGAAGGAGGUCAGAGGUGGCCAGACUGCCUCAUUUGCUCUCAAAAAGAUCAAGCGUUCGUCCAUAAGGAAAGGCAUGGUGAUGGUUUCCCCAAGGCUGUGCCCACAGGCCACAUGGGAGUUUGAGGCAGAGAUCCUGGUACUGCACCAUCCCACUACGAUAUCCCCCAGAUACCAGGCCAUGGUCCACUGUGGCAGCAUAAGGCAGACGGCCACCAUCUUGUCUAUGAACCGGGACUGCUUACGGACAGGGGACAAGGCUUCAGUCCACUUCCGCUUCAUCAAGACCCCUGAGUACCUGCACUGCGACCAGAGGCUGGUGUUCAGGGAGGGACGCACCAAGGCUGUGGGCACCAUCACCAAGCUGUUGCAAUCCACCAAUAAUUUGCCGUCAAAUUCCAAACCUCCACAAAUCAAAAUGCAGCCUACAAAGAAGGCACCACUCCGAAAAGAGGACGGCACCAUGGCAGCCGGUGAUGAUGUAGCAACGAUAGCACAAUCAGCAGGCCCGAACGCGACACAACCGGGAGAGGGAGAUGAAGACCCUCAGAUAAAGGAGGGCAACAAAGAGAACAAGCCAAAGUCUGGAGGAGGUGGAAGGCGAAGGGGUGGCCAGAGGCACAAAGGAAAAAGCCAGAACAACAGCACCAACUCCCCAACAGCUCCCACCUCAUCGGGAAUAGGAGGCUGCUGAACUACCCUCUCUUGUCCCCUGUAAACCUCCCUCUCUGCUAUCACUCCACCAAGUGUCUUCAUUCCACAAACCAUGAAGGAUACAGAUGUUUGGAGUAAGACACUCCUCACUCUUAUUACGCCUUGCCUUUUUACACCAGGGCUUACAGUUGUUUUUUUAAAAAGGGAACACAAAGGGGUAUGUCCCACACCAAAGGGCAUACACCCGUAAUGCAUUUUAAUGUCUCUGCCUUUACCACUUGGAUUGGUUUGUGUGAUGGUAAGCAGUGUGGUUUCUGAGGUUAGCCUCACUCAGGUUGAUGAUUUAAUUUUAUCCAUAAUUUAUGUGUCUAUGAAAUCUACAGUUCAGUCCUCUGGCUUAAUGUCAGUUGGAGGGAGGGAGGCUAAACCCAAAACAAGGGUCCAGUACCAAUAUGAGCAGCUAUAAAUGAAACUCCCCCAUGCAUUCCCUGUGUAUUUGCAAUGAAAAACAUUAAUUGUACUAUUUAUACUGCAUAUGUAAAUUAGCUGUUAGUUGUGCUCUGAUUGGAAAGAUGCCAUUAUUGUACAAAAUGUAUGCAAAUCAUAAAUGAAUGUAGCAGAGGGCACGUAGUGAUUUCAAAUUCUAGAUAUAUGGAAAAUAUGAGCUGUUGCAAUUUAUAAUUGUCAGUUAUUUAUUUGGCAUACAUGCAGAACGUUCACUCUUGGAUGGUCUUAGAUCUUUCAACCUACUAUCACUUGCACUCUUAGAUUCAGUAGUAUCUACCAUGCUUCCACUGUCAGUCAGCCAUUUUCCAAACCUUAUACCAAUAGUGUUAGUACAGACAAAUACAGCACAUUAUCUUGUCACUCCAACAGUUGCUCUUGAUUAUAAGACAUGCAGUACUUGUGGUGCUACUUGUAACUCUAGUACCCCAUGCGUUAUGGCCUGUUGCUGUUAACAUGUUGUGACAUUUUAAACACACUUUGCCGCUAAAGAACUGACCAUUAAUAAACAAGCUUUACUGAACAGUAACAGUACUUUUCAACAGUACUUGUCUUUCUAAAUGUCAAUUUGUCUCAUAUUUCCUCAUUACAUAUUAAAAAUCUUAACACUG
Molecule: messenger RNA, 3383 nt
Organism: Dicentrarchus labrax (European seabass)
Lineage: Eukaryota; Metazoa; Chordata; Actinopteri; Moronidae
Gene: gtpbp1
Product: GTP binding protein 1
Exons: 14
Coding region: 260-2308 (682 amino acids)
Biological process (GO): translational elongation
Molecular function (GO): translation elongation factor activity; GTPase activity; GTP binding
Source: RefSeq, a predicted model, not a curated record